AUGCCCAAAAAAAGCAAAGUAAAUAAAUUGGCGAGAAUGUCGGACGAGGAACGCGCGAGGUACCUCCAGCACCGAGCGGAUUUGGAGGAAGAAACUCGUCGGAGGAAGAGAGAGCUCGUCACCAGAUUCAUUAAGAACAAAUUAGACAAAGAAGAGACUUACGCACGGAUGAAUACCGCGAAGAUAAAUCAAGAAUGGCGUUACAUAUUGCGUAGAAUCAAAUGUAAACAGAUGGCCUUAGAUAUACAGGGUAUGAUGAUGAGUUUCAACUUCAUGGUCGAGAGAAAGGAUCGUCUUUUAAAGGCUCUGGUGAAGAGUCUUGAUGACUCCGACGAACAACACCGUCGUGCUUUCCAAGCGCACACGGAGAACGUUAGCUAUUUUCUUAGCAUAGGAACUCAACGACUAGACAAAUUGCAAUCGGAAUAUGAGCAUCAGAAGAAUGAUCUACUUGAAAAUUGGGAAAGAGACGAAUUUGACAUCACCGACAACCAAGACAGGGCCGAGUACAAGCUGCUUCUCAUAAAUUAUAUCCAAGAGAGCAAUUUUAAUGCCUUUAAAAAACAGAAAGAAAUCGAGAGGGCUACGGCGAAGAAUGAUGCAAGAUUAGAGCAUGAGGAUGAGAUGCGUACUCUUUGCAAACCUAAAAAGCUGGAAAUUGAAACAUACUGGUCUAAGCUACGGGAAGUUUACACUUCAUAUUUGGAACAACACAAUCCGAUAAUGGCCCAUUAUCAGGCUUUGAGGGAAAAAGAUGAAUUUUACCAAAGGGACAUAGCACGAAACGAUCUUCGCAUACGCCGCGAAACCGAGAAUCUCGUCAUGUUGCAAAGUGCAUGGUUAAAAACAACAGGCAUGAUGAAAAACAAAUUAAUUCGAAUGUGGAACAAGAAAGAAGAAUUAGCAAAAAAGUAUUGGCAAAUGAAGAGAGAUAACAAAUCGGAACUAACUAAGGAUGACCAGAAGUUAACCGUGAUGGUUAACUCUAGCCAGGAUGCCAUUAAGCGGCUGGAAGAAGCGAAACAAAAAAUAUAUAAAGUAAUUCAGUUGGCUGAUAUUUGUCGUAAAUACGAAAACGUCGGCGAUAAUAUUGUUUUUUAUGACUCCGAGAAUGAUGUGGAUUCGCUUGACUAUGAACAUUUGAAUAGAGCAAUGAUUGACGAAUGCAAAGAAUACGAUAAAAUGGAUAAGUUUUUGCUGAAAUUAAACAGAGCAAAGGUACAGACAAUGUGCUUGAAAACUGAGAAAGCAAAGUUAUCGAAAGAGAACAUCCAACUUAAACAUUACAUUAAGAAGUAUCUCACUGAAUUGGCACUUAGAGAAAAAGACAGACCACACAGUGUCAAGAUAGCCUCUGGUGUUCAGAAGCUGGAUGCGAAUGGAAAGACACUUAACCGUCCAGUAACCUGUAUAGAAGGUGCUCUGUGUAAUGCUGUGAUGCAUGAAAAAAGAAUGAAAACUUAUAUGAAGAAAAAUAAGGAAGCCAGCAUCCAAGCAUACCCAAGAAUUCAAUGUUGGAUGCAGCCAUCUUAGUUUAAAUGUUUUGGAAGCAACAUGUAACUAUUGCUCCAUCACUUUUAAUUGUUUGCAGUUAAGUAAAAUAAAAGAUAAAAAGUAAUAUGAGGAUUGUUUGUUACUAUUUAAGUCAAAAGUUAGUGAAGUAUGUCCUUCAGUUUCUAUAUCCGUUCUUCUUGUUUCUUCUGAACUAAGUAGAACUAAAUAAAAAACUGGAAUGGAACAUUUUAUAUGAAUUAAUUUCAAUAAAAUAAAU
Bombyx mandarina (wild silkworm) is the source of this 1771-nucleotide messenger RNA. RefSeq names its product dynein regulatory complex subunit 2. Gene Ontology annotation, biological process: axonemal dynein complex assembly; regulation of cilium movement; cilium-dependent cell motility. Gene Ontology annotation, cellular component: axoneme; axonemal dynein complex. The record is from RefSeq and is a predicted model, not a curated record. NCBI's taxonomy places the organism in Eukaryota, Metazoa, Arthropoda, Insecta, Lepidoptera, Bombycidae.